AUGGGAUUAGGAUUAUUUUUUCCCAUUCCCAGAAGGAGUUCACCAACAAGUAUAAAAGGAAACGCAGGCCAAGAUCAAAUACCAACGCACGCAGAGACAGCAACCAAUUCUUGGGCAGAGAGCUUCCCAUCUCUCUCGCUCUCUUCUCUUCUAUCUCUGGUCGUCGUCGGCAACAUGAUGAGUAAGAGGUGCAGGCUUUCGUCAAUACCCGGCAACCACCAUGACCACGAGAGGGUCAUGAAAGAGUACCAAGCCAUGAAAGACGAGAUCAAGGCCAGGGCACUCAAGGAAGAGUGGGACUUACUGAUAAAGGAUUACAACGUUUGCGUUUCUGCUGGUCUUAUCCAACUCCAGUAUGCUCUGCAAAAACUCUUCCGCGUUCGGGAUGGGAUAAUUACCACUCUGUCCCCUGCAAACUUGGAUUGUGUUUUUGGGCCGAUGGAUGACGCCUCAAUUGUGCGAUUGGUUGAGGGCCUUGGAGAAGUUAGCGUUUGA
Prunus armeniaca (apricot) is the source of this 495-nucleotide messenger RNA. Lineage: Eukaryota; Viridiplantae; Streptophyta; Magnoliopsida; Rosales; Rosaceae. The record is from the annotation of a GenBank genome assembly.